ACUGAAUCUGCAAGGUGAAUUUUAAUCUACUGCUCUUGGGAACAACUUUGGAACCAACUUGUCAUGCCAAGCCAUGAUUUAAGCACUUCCAAAAUGGCACUGUUCCAAAUCCCUCCUAUGUGGGAAGUGCUGUUUUAAAGAAAAGAACUUCACUCUGGGAGAAGCUCAGUUUGGGAACAUUUUCUUCCUCAAAAGAUUCAGCAAGUUGCAGUCCUACUGAACCCAUCUUCAAAAUUGUGCAUAUACAACAUUAUCAGUGGCAUGGAAACUUCCAGGAUUUGGCUGAUGCUGACUGUACUUUGCAAUUUUUGUGAAAGAAUUAUGCCAUGUGGUCUGUCAACACACAUUGAAAUAGCUCAUAGAGGGAUGGAAUUUUUCAGCCAGCAAGUUGGACAAGUUGACUAUCGUAAGUUAAUACUAGCUCACCAAGAUGCGUUUCAAGCAGGAAGUCUAUAUCCUGAUGCUUUUUAUUCUGGCAUCUGCCAAAACGGGAUAUACCAUUAUGUUUCUGAAGACACUCACUGGUCACCUUUUCUCAACACAAGUAUCCAUUACAUCAGAAAGAAUUAUCCUCAGCCGUGGGAAGAGGCUACAGAGAAGCUGGUGGCUUUUCUCUUUGGGAUUGCCUCACACAUGGUGGCAGAUGUAAGCUGGCACAGCUUGGGGAUUGAACAAGGAUUUCUACGGGCCAUGGCAGCUAUUGAUUUUCAUGGCUCAUAUUCACAAGCUCAUUCUACUGGUGAUUUUGGGGGAGAUGUGUUAAGCCAAUAUGAACUUGAUUUUGAUUAUUUGAAAGCAAGCUGGUAUGUACCUGUUAAAGAUUUACUGUCAAUCUAUGAGGAUUAUUAUGGAAAGGAAGUGAUAACCGAAAACACUAUUGUUGACUGCACAUAUUUGCAACUACUUGAUCUCUAUGCUGAGAUCAUCGCUGCUUCCAAACUUUACCCCAUAUAUGCCAAUAAGUCCCCAUUUUUAUUGGACAAGUUCUAUGACUAUUUUGUUGGUGGAGUGGAUGAUAUGGCAUUCGCAUCAAAUAACAUUUUUCAGUUAACCAGUUGGAUAUUAAACUAUGGGACUAGUGGCUGCUUUAUUCCCGAGAAUCCUUUGUUUAUUCGGUGUGAAGGCGAACAGAGAAACUUUCCGAUGUUUAAAGAAUCCAGAACUCAACACCACAGGAAAUUAACUUCUGAUGUGGCCAAAUCAAUUGAAAAGAAUAUCAGUUAUACAGAAAGAGGAGUUUAUUUAAAAGUUCCCCAUUGGACAAAGAAUUAUCUCCAGUUCCAAAAUAGUGACAUAGGAGCGAGUUUGAUGAAUGUGCUGGGAGUCCCACAGCGACGCUCAUCGAAAUACAUCACCAAGCCCAGUGCUUCAUAUUUUCUGAAAACUCCUUAUGCAAAACUUGGAUCGGCUAUGACUUCAGCUGACCUAAAUCAGGAUGGAUACGAUGACCUGGUGGUUGGAGCACCAGGUUACAGCAGGCUUGGACACAUUCAGUUCGGACGUGUCUAUAUUGUUUAUGGUAAUGAAUCAGGUUUGCCUCAUUCCAACCUGGACCUUGAUCAAGAAGCAGAUGAAAUACUAGAAGGCACUAAGCCUUCAGGAAGAUUUGGUUCUGCCAUAGCAAUUUUGGAUUUCAAUGUGGAUGGCAUAUUGGAUCUUGCAGUAGGAGCCCCAUCAGUGGGAGCCCAGGAGCUUAGUUACAGGGGUUCUGUGUACAUUUUUCUUGGCAACAGAGGAGGAGGCUUCCACAGUCUUCCAAAUAUUACCAUAAUUUGCCAGGAAAUAUAUUGUAAUCUAGGCUGGUCCCUGCUGACAGCUGAUGUUGACAGGGAUGGAGAUAAUGACCUUGUGCUUGGUUCCCCAUAUGCACCUUCUGGUGGAAAACAACGAGGAUUUGUGGCUUCUUUUUAUUCUUCCUCUUACAGAAAUAGGCAAAGGCUGCUCUUUGUAGCAGAUGCUGACUGGAUGGUAAAAGGGGAAACAGAUUAUGGUUGGUUUGGCUCAUCACUCAGCAGUGUCCAGCUCCUAAAUAAAACCUUGCUGCUUAUUGGAAGUCCUUUCGGGAGAAAUUGUACAAGCUUAGGGUGCUAUUUCUCCCAAUACAACAAACAAGCUGUUGGAAAGGUGUAUGGCUAUAUCCCACCAAACACAAAAAGCUGGUUCACUUUAAGCGGGGAUGAUGAAAAUGGGAGAUUUGGUUCAGCUUUGGCAACCGGUUUCCUUUCCAUAGAAGGAAUCUCCAAGCAAGUACUGAUAGUUGGCGCACCAACGCAAGGCACAGUCUCCAGGAUCUCAUUUAUAUCCUCAGCGCUACAACAAGCAGGAAGUGUUUUGAUAUACGACUUGAUGGGAAAUGGCACGCCUGCCUUACUCAGCACAUUCAAUGGAGAUAGGAGAUUUUCACGCUUUGGAGAAGAGGUGCACUUACGGGAUCUGAACAACGAUGGACUUGAUGAAAUGAUUGUGUCAUCGCCUCUUCGAAACCAAAAAAUUAUGGGUGGAUUGUUUGGAGAACAACUUGGAUAUAUUUAUAUAUACAGUGGAAACCAGACCACAUCAGGUCAUGUGACAGACCACUGCAAAUCAUGGAUUUCCCCUUGUCCUGAAGACUGGGCACAGUAUGUUAUAAUUUCUCCAGAGGGAAAAUCAAGAUUUGGGAGUACUCUUCUUACAAUGAAAACUGGAGAAAAGAGUGAAGUUGUCGUAGCUGCUGAAAGGAGUUCAACUAAAGCCCGACUUAGUGGAAGGCUUUUUCUUUACACCUUCUGAUUAUCAUUCUGUGUUUCAAAUAAUCGCUUCAGUGAAGUAAUCCCGAGUUUUGUGCACCAGUAAUUCUUGAAAGCAGAACAGCACAACAAACCUGCUCCUGACUUAGUAUAUGAACAAUACUAAACCUUUUGGGGAGUUAAUCAUGCCUCUUAAAAUUAGUGUAUUUUUUAAGAUGUUCAUGUUAAAUGGAAUAAUGAGGGGAAGUUUUUCUAAAUAUUUUGCAGCUUUUGGCCCUUGGCUAUUUUAAUAGUUGCAUGACAACAGAUAAUAGUCUUUAUUUUUUAAAAAAAAAUUCCAACAGACUCAGAUUUAGUAUAUUGGAGAACAAAGCCAAGAAGAAUCGUAAAUAUUGAGUUAUACAAAACCAGCAUCAAUAAAAUAGAUUUUCUCUUUAUCUCUAUUAUUAUAACUUUAUACAUAUUUAACUAGCAUAACAAUACUUCUAUAAAGAACAUGAGUUGAAGCUCCAGAACUUUGUGGCCUUUAGGUAACAGCUAUUUAAAGAAAUCAGUAUAUUUUUUUUUGCCAAUAACUCAUUUGCAUUAAACUUAAGUUUGUUAUCUUACUCAGUUGUUGAUGACUGAUCCUAGACAUGAUUCAUGGCCAAGAAUAUAGAUAUGAUGACAUGGAGACAAUGCAAGGUAUUAAAAUGGUUUUCCUUCAGAACAAAUAGUUACUUAUUUCUAGUCCAAACUGUCUAGUAAGAGGAAUUUAUACAUUUUCUAUGCAAUGCAGUUCUUUCUAACAUUAGAGAACCAAUAUUUGAUAAAUUCAGUAAACUUAAGAAGUUGUCUCAAUAUUCCAGCUACACUGUUAAGUAAUUUGUAUAGCUCAUGUACGGAAAGGCCUAGGUUUGAUCCUAACACUUCUAGUUGAAAGGAUCAAGUAACAGACAGCUAUAGAAGAAAAGUAACAGAUGGCAAUAGAAGAAAACUGUACUCAAAAUUUGGGGGAGUUGUUAGUCACUAUGGACGAUAAAGGUAAAGGUUCCCCUUGCAUAUACGUGCUAGUCGUUUCUGGCUCUAGGGGGUGGUGCUCAUCUCCGUUACAAAGCUGAAGAGCCAGGGCUGU
Molecule: messenger RNA, 3840 nt
Organism: Pseudonaja textilis
Lineage: Eukaryota; Metazoa; Chordata; Lepidosauria; Squamata; Elapidae
Gene: GPLD1
Product: glycosylphosphatidylinositol specific phospholipase D1
Cellular component (GO): extracellular matrix; extracellular region
Molecular function (GO): GPI anchor phospholipase D activity
Source: RefSeq, a predicted model, not a curated record